This is a messenger RNA of Hydractinia symbiolongicarpus, 1459 nucleotides long. RefSeq lists its product as uncharacterized. Bases 214 to 1374 code for a protein of 386 amino acids. Lineage: Eukaryota; Metazoa; Cnidaria; Hydrozoa; Anthoathecata; Hydractiniidae. The record is from RefSeq and is a predicted model, not a curated record. The transcript is spliced from 5 exons.
UGGUGUCAAGAAAUCUAGUUUGGGUAAUUCUAUCACCGAAAUUAAAUAUGACACAGUGUUAUUACUCAUUCUGCCACAUGCUUUCCUAUAUUUGGCUAUCGUUGAUAUAUAAUCGAUGAACACAUGUGUUAAAAAUGUGUUUAGAGUACAUGCACCAAUUCUUUCCCACAUGAGAAGCAUGUUUUUGUAUAAGAAAGAGCUAAUCAUUUCAACAUGGAAACAAUUGCAAUUGUUCACUCUGGUUCAUCAACUGAUUACAAAUUAAUCGAAGAACUGAAAAAGUGUUUUAACAAAGAUUUUAAAUAUUAUCUGGAAUACAUUGUCUACGAAGAGCACCAACAAAAAGACGUUCUUCUUCAACGCACAUUAAAGAAAUACGCCCAAGAUUCUUUAUCUCUUAUUGUUUUACUAAGUCAAUCAUUUUUUGAUUUGAUCUGGCCAACGCCCUACAAAUCACCCGUUAUUAAGCUUCUGACGAAUUAUCCCGACAAGAGGUGUCUCCACAUCCACUGUGUGGAUAAAAUCGUCGUGAAAAGACACAGUACUGAUUUGGUGGCUAACUCUCCAAACUUCAGAACGCUUCAGGUGAAGGAUUUAGCGACGCUGACGGAAUUUGAAGCUUUGAGGGUAAUCGAAAAAAAACUAUUUGAUCCAGUAUUUGACUUACCAUUGUUAAGCAAUAAUUAUUCGCUUUCUGUGGAUCCGUUGCCAUCUGAUAUUUUCAACAUAGUAUCGCCGAAGGCUUUUGAUCAGCAAACCGACGAAAUUACACUUGCUAAAGCAAAGCUGGUAAGUUUCCCUGAAGUUACUCACACUAUUCCCUCGGGAGGUCAACGGAAACUUAAAAAUGGUCAAACUUCAAACUCAAAUGAAGAAAAUAUCAAAACAAAACGAAGAGGUCCAACGAAACCAGGUACUAAUACGAACGCACACUAUCUCGCCGCUGCUGCGUCCAUGGUAUUCGAUGAUGUCGAGCGUGACAACAUUCUUGAUCAAGGUAACGCCACAAAGUCAAGAAAAGCUAGAAAGAAAAAGAAAAAAGCUGCAGGAUCAGGAGCUAGCAGCGCGUCAAACUCCUUGGGCGAAAACCUCAACAAAACUAUCCGUGACGUGCGGUUUCAAAUUAAAGACGGAAUUGCCAUGCAUCUUGACCGACGUAAUGGUUCUAACUGGAAAGACGUCGCUCUCCGAUUUGGCUUCACCGCAGCUGACAUCUCAAACAUGCAGCGUAUCCGAAGCAGUCCCACGCAAGCUCUCUUCGACAUGUUGCAAAUUCGCAUGCCAGAAGUUACCAUUAGAGAUUUUGCAGAGCAUUGCAGAAAUCUUCAGUGUAAUGAUGUCGUUAAAUAUAUCGAAGAUACUUCGAAAUUUUGAAGAAUUAAUGCGGAAUUAUUUUCGUAAUCAUAUUAAAUUAACAAUCAUUUUGUAUAGUAAAAAUAUAAUAAAUACUUCAGCACUC